AUGACCAACAUCAUUCUCUCACAAGAUGUCAGCUUAACUCGGAUUCUGACGGGUUGCUUCGCUCUCCUCUGCACCUACACCUUCACCUCCCUUCUCAUCACAUACUUCUCCUCCCAGGCCCGCUACCUUCGAUUGCAACAAUGGACAGGCAUCAAGCACGGCCAAUUCGCGACGCUCAGAGCAUCUCUUGAAUCGUUCAAACACGGCCGUGACAUGAUCAUUGAUGGUUACCAUGAGUUUUCUCAAAAAGGCCGUGCAUAUGUACUACCGCAGCUUGGAAGUGAUGACAUCAUGGUGCUCCCACCGGCACAGCUGCAGGAACUAAUGCAAAGGCCGGACGAUGAGCUCUGCGUGAGAGUGAUAUUGCAAGAACUCAUUGCAGCCAAGUGGACGGGUGAUAUGGAUGUCGCGGCGCACAAUCCACUCCACCUGGAAGUGGUUCGACACCAACUCACUCGAAAGCUCCCCACUCUCAUCGAACACGUCUAUACAGAGCUGGUGCUGGGCUUCCAAGAGCAAUGGAAAGCCGCGCCACACGAAUGGACUGAUCUUGUGAUAUGGGACUCACUCGUCAGAAUUGUCAGCCGUGCAGCGAACCGAGUCUUUAGUGGCACCGAGCUAUGUCGCGAGCCGGAGUUUCUGGAUAGCAUGCGGGAUUAUGCCCAGCGAAUCUUUGCAUCGGCAGCGGUUAUCAACGUCAUUCCCAGAGUGCUGCGUCCUUUCACUGCGCCCUUUUUGACGUGGAAGUUGCGGGGCUAUAUCAAGACAUGCAAGAAGUAUGCUGUACCUAUUAUCGAGCGACGGCUGAAGGAGAUUCAAAGUGGUCAGCAACGAGAGUCACCGAACGACGCUCUUGAAUGGGUCAUCGAAGAAUGCUUCAAGCAAAACGACCCGUCAGAACUCGACACCGAUAAGAUCUGCCGCCGCCUCAUGCGCCUUAAUAUGGUUACCAUUCACAACACAUCCUUCACCAUCACGAAUGCACUCCUAGAUCUCUACAGCUCGCCCCGUUCUGCGGAAUUCGUGUCCGCACUCCGGGAUGAAGUCACGGAAGUCCUGCACAAGCACGACGGCAAAUGGACCAAAGCCUUCAUCAAUGACCUCGUCAAGGUCGACAGUGCGAUUAAGGAGAGUAUGCGGGUGACCGCAUUUAACAGCGUCGGCGUGCUAAGGGCGGUAAUUAAGCCUGGAGGGAUUACACUUAACGUGCUUCACCACCGAGCGAGCCACACCACCGAGCGGGCCACUUUUGCCAAGAACUGUACCACUUCCACUUUGAUUACGACGGUAUCUUAA
Messenger RNA from Fulvia fulva, 1296 nucleotides. Its product is annotated as Cytochrome P450 monooxygenase gloP. The coding region runs from base 1 to 1296 and encodes 431 amino acids. The record is from RefSeq and is a predicted model, not a curated record. Gene Ontology annotation, molecular function: iron ion binding; monooxygenase activity; oxidoreductase activity, acting on paired donors, with incorporation or reduction of molecular oxygen. Lineage: Eukaryota; Fungi; Ascomycota; Dothideomycetes; Mycosphaerellales; Mycosphaerellaceae. The transcript is spliced from 2 exons.